Phascolarctos cinereus (koala) is the source of this 861-nucleotide messenger RNA. Lineage: Eukaryota; Metazoa; Chordata; Mammalia; Diprotodontia; Phascolarctidae. The record is from RefSeq and is a predicted model, not a curated record.
AUGGUGUCCCUGAUUGUAUCCAGUGCCAAUGUCCUGGCUCUGGGCCCUCCCAGCAUGGUGCCUUCACCUCCCCCACGCUCCCUCUUUAUCAUCAGGACCUUCCCACCACCCCAGGCUGCCGUCCAUCUGGCCCGUGUUAGAAGGCAUCCUGCUAAAGAGGAGCCUGAGAUCCAGAGACAGCUCCCCAGGCCCACUCUGUGGGCCCAACCUGGAUUCGUGGUGGCCCCAGGGGCCAACAUCACUCUCUGGCUGAGACCCUUACAGCAGCAGGCCUCAGCAGAGCUCUGGACUAGCUUCCUGAUCCCAUAUGUGAGACCUGAAGACACUGGGAGCUACAGCUGUUCUUACAGGGAAAGGAAAGUAUCUUCUAGAGGAUCAGAGCCCAGUGAGGCCCUGGAGCUGCUGGUACCAGGAUCUCUACCCAAGCCUUCCCUCUCAGCCCUCCUUGGCCUUGUGGUGGAGCCCAGGAUGCAUGUGACUCCCCAGUGCCGCCAGCCUCAUCAGUCAUCCCUCUGGAGGGUGACAUUCACUCUGCUGAAGAUGGGGACCCCCAAGCCCCUGCAGAGCCAGAACUCAGCUGGGACCUCAGCUGCCUUUCCUUUCCUCUCUGUGAGGGCCCAGGAUGCUGGCAACCACAGCUGUGUCUACCACAGGAGGGUGACUUCAUACCAGGUGUCUGAGCCCAGCGAGGUCCUAGAGAUCUUGGUGACAGGAGCUCUGGUGGGAUCCUGUCCCACACCAAGCUGUCCAGAGCUGAAGACGAGACCACCCCUCUCUUCACCUCAACUCACUCCCUUCUCCUCAUCCCCUAUCUUCACCUCCCAAUUCCCAGGAGGCCCUGGAAGCACAGCCAACCCCUGA